AUGGUCACUGGUAGCAAAUCAGCAGAUGCCGAUUUGUGCAUAUGGCCUCCAGCUCGCACGCAUGAAAUUGGAAUCGCUUGGUCACGUUUGAAGUGCGGUGCCAUGUGUGGUAGACUCCGACGUACAGAAGAGACCACACAACUUUGAGAAUCACAACGCCCAGAUGGGAUCUACAGCUUCACCCAUGAUGUCUGGAGUUCUGUCCAUUGACAACGUCUCCACAUGCGACACCCUGUACGCACAUAGGAGCUAUGCCCGAGUUCUCAUGCCCAUCGUCUAUGGAGUGGUCUUCUUGAUAGGACUGCUGGGCAAUGCUCUGGCUCUACACGUCAUUCGUCCAAACCUUAAGAAGAUGAACUCCACCACCUUGUAUUCGCUCAAUCUGGUGAUUUCUGACAUCCUCUUCACGCUGUCACUUCCUGUGAGGAUCACCUACUACGCGCUGGGUUUCCACUGGCCUCUGGGCGAAAUAGUGUGCAAGAUUUCGGGCCUUAUCUUUUAUAUCAACACGUACGCUGGUGUCAACUUCAUGACCUGCCUGAGCAUCGACCGCUUUAUCGCUGUUGUCCUGCCACUGCGCUUCGCCCGGCUGCGCAAUGUCAGUAAUGUACGCUACAUUUGUGGCGGUGUGUGGCUUCUGGUGCUAGCACAGACCCUUCCUCUCCUUGGCAUGCCCAUGACCAACAAUGAACCAGACGGCUACAUCACAUGCAUGGAAUACCCCAAUUUUGAAAAGGUCGACAACAUUGCCACCAUCCUCAUUGGUGCUGUCUUCUUAGGUUACGUCAUCCCAGUGACCACUAUCCUGGUGUGCUACUCCAUUCUGUGCUUCAAACUCCACUCCACGGCUAAAACCAACCACCUGACAGACAAGUCAGGGCGUAGCCGCAAGGCCAUUGGCGUCAUUUGCUGUGUGUCCCUUGUCUUUGUGGUCUGCUACAGUCCCUAUCACAUCAACAUUCUGCAGUACAUGGUCCGCAAAAUGGUGUCCAACCCGGACUGCGCCGACCUCACCGCCUUCCAGGUGUCACUGCAUGUCACGGUGAUUCUCAUGAACCUCAAUGCCUGCCUGGACCCGUUUGUCUACUUCUUUGCAUGCAAAGGCUACAAGAGGAAGAUCCUGAAGCUGCUCAAGCUGGAGGUCAGCAUGUCAGUUUCCAGCGUCGUCAGAACGUCACCUGAAGGGUCCUCUAAGGACAUUAUCGAUGGCAACAAGAUCCAACUCAGCGGUUCUGCUACAGGCUCGGCCAGUGACAGGCUGAUGCAGAGAAGAUCGCAGCAGUAUGUGUAAAUGAGAAGAAUGAAGAUCGGAAAGUCCAAGCAAAGACUUUCCUAAUGUGCCAUCAUGGUGGACAACAAGUGGGUCAAAAUGUUGUGUCAGAAGGUUUGCAAAGACUUGGGACUUCCUUUGAACUUUCCUGUGAAACAACCAAUGGCAUUUGGAUGAAGACUUGUCCAUCAUCAGGCUAGAAACUCACUUGUUGUAAUUGCCUCAUAUUUUGAAUGUUUCUCUUCAACUUCCAGAAGUCGCUAGUAACACAACUAUGUUCAUAUGUACAGGACAUUUACAGGCUGCUAAGCACAUGCCCAACAAAAAGGGCCGCUAUUUUUUAAGAAGAAUGUGUGAAAAUGGCACCAUGUACAACAAUUGUGAAUGGUCAAUUUCAAUAUCGCAUAUGAAUGUAAAAGUGAAUCAAUAAAUGAAUGUUAUAAAUGGA
Messenger RNA from Doryrhamphus excisus (bluestripe pipefish), 1718 nucleotides. RefSeq names its product G protein-coupled receptor 183a (gene gpr183a). Gene Ontology annotation, molecular function: G protein-coupled receptor activity; oxysterol binding. Gene Ontology annotation, cellular component: membrane. The record is from RefSeq and is a predicted model, not a curated record. Lineage: Eukaryota; Metazoa; Chordata; Actinopteri; Syngnathiformes; Syngnathidae. Gene Ontology annotation, biological process: G protein-coupled receptor signaling pathway.